This is a messenger RNA of Radiomyces spectabilis, 1925 nucleotides long. Its product is annotated as mitochondrial carrier domain-containing protein. NCBI's taxonomy places the organism in Eukaryota, Fungi, Mucoromycota, Mucoromycetes, Mucorales, Radiomycetaceae. The record is from RefSeq and is a predicted model, not a curated record. Gene Ontology annotation, biological process: transmembrane transport. The transcript is spliced from 6 exons. Gene Ontology annotation, molecular function: calcium ion binding; ATP transmembrane transporter activity. Bases 140 to 1693 code for a protein of 517 amino acids.
CUUUCAGAGUUUUUUUGGAAGAGCGCCCGCUAGUUCCUAUCUGUUUUUUGCGGCUUGCUAUUUUAUUUUACCAAGUUUUUAAGGCCUGCCUUUUCUGGCUGUUCCUAUAUAACUGUUACAUACAUAGGGUUAAGGUGACAUGACUCCAGGGUCCACUGUAGUUGAUUCGCCUCAUCCAUAUUAUGAUGAGCAAGCCGGUGACCGAGAAAUUCGUAUACGAAGUUUAUUUGAUUCCCUCGACUGUGACAAUCGAGGAUUUCUCGACGCUGACGCUAUUCUCGACGGUUUCCUGAAACUUACCCAUUUACCUGCCCACACACGAUAUGCCACCGAUCUGUUAGCACGUUGUGAUACCGCUCGAGACGGGGUCAUUGACUUUGAAGAGUUUAAAGCCUAUGUUCUCGAGAAGGAAAAAGAACUUUGGGAUCUCUUUGCCCAGAUCAACAAGUCCGGUGAUUACAGACUUCAUCCAAACGAACUCGAAAGUGCAUUAAAAGCAGCUGGCAUACGAGUUACCAGGGACGAUAUUGAAGAAUUUAUACAAGCUAUUGACACGGAGGGUAAUGGAUAUAUUGAUUUCCAAGACUGGCGAGACUUUUUGCUGCUCCUUCCACGAGAAACAACCAUCACUGAAAUUUAUCGUUAUUACCAAACUUCGACGCAACUCACCCCUGACGCCGAAGUCAUCUUUCCUCAUACCGAUGAAGCUGCACGGAAUGCUUAUAAAUACCUCGCCGCAGGCGGCAUAGCAGGUGCUGUCUCGCGAACAUGCACCGCUCCUUUCGAUCGGCUCAAAGUAUACCUUAUUACGCAGACUUCUUAUAAUACAUCACACAAAAUCGCAGCAUCCAAAACCGUCGCCGAAUCAUCGUCAUCAUCCAUCGUAUCCGCGAUGCGAAAUAUUUAUUCACAAGGCGGCUUUCGCGCCUUCUUUGUCGGUAACGGCCUGAAUGUGAUGAAAAUCGUGCCUGAAUCGGCCAUCAAGUUUUAUGUAUUCGAGACGGCCAAAACCGUGUUGGCAGAGUUGACACAUUCGGAAGACAAAAAUGCUAUUCCUGUGGGUGCGCGGUUUGUGGCUGGUGGUGUAGCUGGUCUCUGUUCACAGUUUUGUAUCUAUCCCGUGGAAACAUUAAAGACACGGAUCAUGUCCACCAGGGUAGCUGGCGCGUCGAUACCGUCGAAACCCUCAUCGGGUGCGGCCCCUCGAUCUUUUGUCCUUCAAACAGCAAAAGACAUGUUCCGUGCAAACGGUAUUCGUGCAUUUUGGCCAGGGCUUACUCUAGGUCUUAUGGGCGUAUUUCCAUACCAAGCGUUGGACAUGGGCAUUUACGAGACUUUGAAGGUCACUUAUCUGCAAUACAUGAAUACACAAGCAAUGGCCGACAAAAAGACGGGUCAAAGUACACAACCGAAUGUUCUGGUAUUAUGGGCGUGUGGCAUGGUCAGCGGUUCCAUUGGUGCAUCUAGUGUUUAUCCACUGAAUAUGAUCAGAACAAGAUUACAAGCUCAAGGUACACCUGGGCAUCCACAUAGAUACAACUCAGCCUGGGAUGCGGCAAAAAAGACAUUUCAAGCGGAUGGUGUGCGAGGAUUUUAUAAAGGGCUUGGUCCAACUCUUUUCAAGGUUGUGCCAUCAGUUAGCAUCAGCUAUGCAGUGUAUGAAUUCAGUAAACGGUCUCUGGGCAUAUCAUAGAAAGAAAAGGAAAAACAAAAAAAAAAGGACAAGUUUUUUCUUUUUCUGCCAUAUUUUUUUUUCUUUUUUUACUUUAUAGAACAUAGGGUUUUCUCUUUUUUUUCCCUCUAGAAAUUGUACAUAAGUCAUGUAAGCGUAAUUGGUAGAGAUGAGAGUACAAGAAAUAUAAUACACAACGAACUAAAAAAAACGAAACAUAAAAAAAGAGGGUUUGCCAAUUGACAAUAAUCAG